Poeciliopsis prolifica (blackstripe livebearer) is the source of this 2264-nucleotide messenger RNA. RefSeq names its product unc-93 homolog A (gene unc93a). Lineage: Eukaryota; Metazoa; Chordata; Actinopteri; Cyprinodontiformes; Poeciliidae. The transcript is spliced from 8 exons. Bases 136 to 1536 code for a protein of 466 amino acids. The record is from RefSeq and is a predicted model, not a curated record.
CUUCCUCUGACUUUGCUCUUGAGCAGAGCUGCUAGAUUAAACCCCACCAGGACUUUUUAGUUUUCUUUUUUUUUUUUAAGCUUCAUUGUCUUAUUUUUAUUAAAAAUUAUUAUUUUUUUUUUUAAAAAGUCAAUCAUGAUCAGCCGAAACUUUAAGAAUGUGUUGGUGGUCUCCAUUGGAUUUCUGUCUCUGUUUACGGCGUAUGGAGGCCUGCAGAGCUUACAGAGCAGCUUGAAUGCGGAGCAGGGGAUGGGCGUUGCAUCCCUGAGCGUCAUCUACGCCGCCAUCAUCAUCUCCUCCAUGUUCCUGCCGCCCAUCAUGAUCAAAAACCUGGGCUGUAAAUGGACCAUCGUCGCGGGAAUGGUCUGUUACGUGUCCUACUCCUUUGGAAACCUCUACCCUGGAUGGUACACCCUCAUCCCAACCUCCUUCAUCCUGGGUUUGGGCGGAUCCCCUCUGUGGUCGGCUAAAUGCACCUACCUGACCAUCUCUGGGAACAUGCAAGCCGCCAAGGACAAUAAGAAGGGUUCUGAUGUGGUCAACCACUACUUUGGGAUCUUCUUCUUCAUCUUCCAGUCAUCUGCAGUUUGGGGAAACCUGAUGUCGUCGCUCAUUUUUGGGCAGGACGCCAGCAUCUCCGACAUUCCAGAGGACAUCCUACAAACCUGUGGAGCAUACGGCUGUGGAAUCACUCUUGAUACCAGCAGCAGCAACAGCACCUCCAGCAGACCUGCACAGAAGCUUGUGUGGACGCUUCUCGGCUGCUACAUUGGGGUUGGCGUUCUAGCGAUACUCAUCAUAUCGAUAUUUCUGGACAACAUCGACCACCAGCAGACCAGCCAGUUUCGGGGGAACCGGGAACCGUUCUGCCACACGUUCCUGGCCACGUUCAGGCUGCUGAAGGACUGGAGGCUCCUGACGCUCAUCCCGCUCACCAUGUACAGCGGCUUCGAGCAGAGCUUCCUCUCCGGGGAAUACACCAAAAACUACGUAACGUGUGCGUUGGGGAUCCACUUCGUCGGCUACGUCAUGAUGUGCUUCGGAGCCACUAAUUCUCUCAGCUCCUACUUGUUUGGGAGAAUCGCUCGCUACACCGGAAGGGCCGCCCUCUUCUUCUUCGCUGGUGCCCUCAACCUGGCCUGCAUCAUCGCCCUCCUGAUAUGGAGGCCUCAUCCUGACCAGCUGCCCGUAUUCUUCGUUUUUCCCGCCCUGUGGGGCAUGGCGGACGCCGUCUGGCAAACUCAGACUAAUGCUCUUUAUGGCAUCCUCUUCCCGCGGGACAAGGAGGCCGCCUUCGCCAACUACCGCAUGUGGGAGUCGCUUGGUUUCGUCAUCGCCUUCGCCUACAGCACCUUCCUGUGCCUGGAGACUAAACUGUACAUCGUGCUGGCUGUCCUGGUGAUUACCAUGAUCACCUACCCCAUAGUGGAGUACUACGAGUACAGGAAUCCCACGCAGCCCAUUGAACAGGCCACCUAUGAGAAACCCAAGAACAGAGCAGAGGAAACGGGCAUCAUUAGUCAGACUUGGAUGUAGAAGCUUUUUCGUUUUAUUGUUUCCUUCUUUGACUGCUGAGCCAGAACUCCUGCAACUGAAACAGAAAAAAAAGUUAAAUAACUAUAAAGAGCUGGAAAGCUUGUUCUUUUUCUUAAAUAGACCUUUUGUUGUUGGUUUUCUGGACUUUUUUUGCACUGCUAAAACCAGAACAAAUGUAAAAUUUAACAUUAAGUUAAAAUCAGAAGCUGACAUCACAAACUGAUUUUUAAUGUUUAUAAUCUUUAAAGGUGAAACUUUAUGCUCCUUUGAACAGGUUAGUUUAUGUUUAUUAUGAGCAAACAUUAUGUAGCUCCCCUGGGUUGCUAGGUAACGGGCUGGUCUCUGCGCAGGUUGCUAGGUAACCAUGUUUUGAAAUGGCCCAUUUUCAAGACAUAAAAAAAGCAUCAACUUAUUGCAGAUUUUUGUUUUCAUUUUGUGAAUUUUGCACAAUAUUUUCCCGUUAAAUAAAAAUGUCUUUUAGUUAAAUUGAUAGGUUUUAUUGAAAUUUCAUUGGUAUCUCUGUGAAUGUCUCUGGUCCUACAUGUUUAAAUCUUUAGUAAAUGUUUGCUGAAUGUUAGAUUUUGCCUUUUUAUCGUACCUUUUUAUUUUGAACUAUCUGCUCAUAAAGCCCAACAGCCUCCUUACAAUAAACUGUUUUUUACUCCGCUGUAAAUGAAAUAAAAUUUAUACUGUUUAUGGAAGUUUAAGUAAUAAAAGUGUUAAUUUGA